CUCCACUUCGUUCGAUAAUAUGCGGAGUUCGAUCGAUCGUCCCCGUUUCUUCAGCAGCAGUGGCCGUCGCCCUCUAGGAGCACCAGAUUCCCACCGCACUCCCGCGGCUCGCGGCAGCAACCCGAACCGGACGGCGGCAUCCAUGGCCGAGGCGGCGCGCCAGGGGCGGCGAUUCGGCGGCGUCGAGGACGCGCCGGCGGGGCGGGAGAACGACCUCAAGGCCAUCGAGCUCGCCCGCUUCGCCGUCGCCGAGCACAACAGCAAGGCCAACGCGGUGCUGGAGUUCGAGAGGCUGGUGAAGGUGAGGCAGCAGCUGGUGUCCGGGCUCAUGCACCACUUCACCAUCGAGGUCAAGGAAGGCGGCGCCAAGAAGACCUACGAGGCCAAGGUGUGGGAGAAGGCCUGGGAGAACUUCAAGCAGCUCCAGGACUUCAAGCCGGCCGCCUGAAGAUGUACAACAACAGCCGGUGCUUGUUGUCGGAGCCUACAUAUCGAUGUCUCAUGUAUUAUAAUGGAAUAAGCCUCCGUAUUACCUGAUAUAUAAUCCACACAUGGAUGAUAUUACUCACAUAAUGGAUCUCUCGCAUAA
Messenger RNA from Brachypodium distachyon (stiff brome), 589 nucleotides. Its product is annotated as cysteine proteinase inhibitor. Bases 20 to 448 code for a protein of 142 amino acids. Gene Ontology annotation, molecular function: cysteine-type endopeptidase inhibitor activity. The record is from RefSeq and is a predicted model, not a curated record. The transcript is spliced from 2 exons. Lineage: Eukaryota; Viridiplantae; Streptophyta; Magnoliopsida; Poales; Poaceae.